GCGGUUACACAUGAACCAAUAACUGGACGCCAAAGGAAUCGUAGCCUAAAUAUAUGUAUAUUUAAAUAAAUAAAUAAAUAAAAUCUGAAUUACGAUAAAUGAAACAUUUUUAUUUUAUCUUAAAAGUGGAUAUUUACUGAAGAUGAAGAAAACUACUUCACAUCAAGCCCUGAAACGGUCAUUUGAAGUGGAGGAUGUGGAUUCCUCCACGCACUCCUCAUCACCUCAUACACGGCGGGCACCAUCCAAUGUUCAGCGUUCGGCCAUGUCCCCAACCAGUGGGCGGUAUUAUGAGCUGGGCUCCAAUGGUACCAAGCCCCCUGACACCUCAAAGCCGAAAGCUCGAACCCCUGAACCUGUGUCACGUAGGACAGAGCUAGGCUUUGACAUCUCAUCCAACAACAAUGGCAAAGCUACUGAAAGCUCUUCCAGUCCUGGCAUGGCUCGAUUUGGACUAAAGAGGCCAGAUGUCUUGAGCCACAGUAAGACCUCUGAGACACAGAAGCACUCAGUCACCUUCAGCAAGACACUGGAGACCAUUGCCCCCAUCACACGUGCAGCAUCUACCAUCAUUCCACACGCCAGUGCUAAACUCCCAGAGACCACCUUCAGGAAAAGCGAACCACCGAGCUCUGCAGACGGAUCAGCAAGAAAGCCUGAAAUCAGUGUCACCAAAUCAACAGACAACAAAGGUCAUGACAGUCUUCACCACCCACCAGUUACAACAAGGUGUCCAUCACCUAAUCACGUCGGACGGAAAUCCCCUAGUUCCGACGGGCAUAGGCCAGAGGUCAUUACAAGUUUUUACGGCAAUAUGGCAGAUGUAGGAAAAACGCCUGUGGCACGGAAUGAGAAGACGAACAGCGAAUUUGGCUAUGUGGGCAUCGAUGCCAUUUUGGAACAGAUGAGGAGGAAAGCCAUGAAACAAGGCUUUGAGUUUAACAUCAUGGUAGUGGGUCAGAGUGGUCUGGGUAAAUCCACGUUGAUGAACACACUUUUUAAAUCUAAAGUGAGUCGCAGAUCUGUGAUGACAACGGAAGAAGAGCGAAUUCCCAAGACUAUCGAAAUCAAGACCAUCAGUCAUGAUAUUGAGGAGAAAGGAGUGAGAAUGAAGCUGACUGUCAUUGACACUCCAGGUUUCGGAGAUCAGAUAAACAAUGAGAACUGCUGGCAGCCCAUCAUGAAGUUCAUUAAUGCACAGUACGAACAGUAUUUACAGGAAGAGAUCAACAUCGACAGAAAGAAGAGAAUUCCAGACUCACGAGUCCACUGCUGCAUAUAUUUUAUUCCUCCUACUGGACACUGUUUGCGGCCAAUUGACAUUGAGUUUAUGAGACAUCUAAGUAAAGUGGUGAACAUCGUUCCUGUUAUUGCCAAGGCAGACACACUUACCCUGGAGGAGAGGGACUUCUUCAAACAGAAGAUAAGAGAGGACUUGCGAGCCAAUGAAAUCGACAUCUAUCCUCAAAAGGAGUUUGAUGAGGAUGCAGAGGACAGAAUGAUUAAUGAGAAGAUCAGGGAGAUGAUCCCAUUUGCUGUGGUGGGAAGCGAUCAAGAAUAUCAGGUCAACGGAAAAAGACUUCUGGGCAGAAAAACAAGAUGGGGGACAGUAGAAGUUGAGAACACCGCACACUGCGAGUUUGCCUACUUGCGGGACCUGCUAAUCAGAACUCAUAUGCAGAACAUCAAAGAUAUCACAAGCAGCAUCCAUUAUGAGAUGUACCGCGUACGCAGACUCAAUGAGAAUAACACGCAUCCAAACGGGCAGUCAGCAAUCAACGCCAAUGGCGUACUUGAGCAUGAAGUCCUCUCCCAUGAGAUGUAGACCAUUCAUUCAUCCAUCCAUCCAUCAAUCAGUCCACCCAUCUAUCUUUUUUGUCCUUUAAUCCUUUAAUUUUCAACAACCUCUUCCUCAGUUCAUUCUGCCUUCAUCAUUUUGCCUGGCUGUCUCUGUUGACUGUUGUUUUAUAACACCAAAAAUAUUUCCUAUCUGUUGAAUAUGAAUCUUCAUGCGUGUAGCAAAAUGUGAUGUUCUGUAAUGAGAGUUUUAUUAAAGAUGUGUUACUAUGUUUUUUCAGUGUUCUCAUUUAUAUUAACAGCUCAGAACUCAGAAAAAAAUGACAUCUGUCAGAAGUUCAACAUACCAUAAUGCUUGAAGCUCUCUAUCAUAACAAAUAAGUGGUUAAAUUGCAAUUUGAACAAAAUCAUACUUUAUGGCUUUAUGGCUAUUGAAUAUAAAACAAGGGUCUCUAGAGCAUAAAACCACAAAUAAAUGACCUUUUUCACUAUUUAAAAAUAUAAAGGAACAAAGAAAAGUGGAAAAAAAUCUAUGGUUUAUUACAGAACUUCUGACUGUGCAGUCACUCACUUUCAGGCAAGAGUUUUGAUCCUGAUUAAAGCGUUGUAUGAAUAACAUUUUAGCUGAGUAUAAACAUAAUGCAGUUUUAGUAUCCCCCUUGUUGUAGUGACUCUACCCUGUGUGGUAUCUUUACCGAUCUAUAAAAUUCUCAUGUGCUUUGUGCUAUGUUUGCAUUUUUUUUUUAAACAUUGUUCAUUUAUUUUUUCAUUGUAAUUAUUGUUGUGCUUUUUAAUUGUAAAGGCCUUGUCAUACUUAUGUGAAAUUAAAUGUUCUUUUUGUUUUAAAAAAACAUUUUUGGAUUUGUAAAGGGUUAUGUAUUUAUAUACAGCAUUGUGUUACCCGAAUGUUACAGUGUGGCUUUUGUAGGUCAAAUGUUUAGAAUUCCAGAAUAGCACCACAGUGACCCAAAGCACCUGUACUUACCUUUUUUUUUUUUUUUUUUUUCAGUUAUCAGUAUUCAGUAAAGCAAGUCCUGAGCCAUUCUGUUCUCUAUAUUCUAUAAUAUACAUGUGACCAUGAUUUGUUGAUAGAUGUAUUUCAUGUUGUCAGUGAAAACCAUACAGUUACCCCUAAACAUUUUUGGACACUUAAGGCACAUUUAAAAGUGCAUUGAUGUCUUUACAUUAUUUACAGUAGCAAAAUAUCAAAACAAGUUGCAUUUCAACAUAUUCAUUUAUUAAGUGUUUUUUUUUUUUUUUUCCUCAUUUCAAAAUAGGUGAUAGAACAUUUUUGAUAAUUCAUACAUUUUGUUCUGUGACAAGUGUCCAAAAUUGUAAAAAUAUUUUCUGGGCUAAUAUUUGAAUAAUAUGGGAGAAGAUGAAUAAUAUAUGCCAGCUGUUUUUAAUAUAUGAGACAUAUGCUAACCAUUUUUCUAUUGAAGGAAAAAUUCUGACCAUGUGGACAACAUUUAUAUACUUACUUAGUUGUUACUUAUAUUUCCAUUUUAAAAGAUUGUUUUUUUUUUGUUUUUUGUUUUUUGUUUUUUGUUUUGUUUUUUUUUAAGCAAAAGUUAAUGCAUACUGCUUAAAAAUGGGGACAGUUUAGAUUCUUGCCUCAGGUUCCUAAGUCCCACCCACUGCUGCCUAAUUAUUUGCAUAACAUUUGAAAAAUGACAUGGUUGUCUCUGUCCUGGGUGUCAGAAAAUUAUUGGUGUCAGUCAUGCUAUUUUGUAGCCAUAAUGAAUGGAAACCACAUAUCCUAGUCUCUUAUAAUGUUCUAUUCAACCCAUAUUGAGCAAUGUUAUGCCCCGAAUGGCCAGAAAUAUUCUAUACAUUAAAACAGAUUAUUUUAUGAAUAUUGUACACCCACUGUAUUUUGUUGUAGUAUAAGGUAAGAUUUAUCUUACUAUUGUAGAUUUGGAAAAAAUAAAGAUUGCUAUUUUU
This is a messenger RNA of Labeo rohita (rohu), 3741 nucleotides long. It is a transcript of the gene septin9b, whose product is annotated as septin 9b. The transcript has 12 exons. Lineage: Eukaryota; Metazoa; Chordata; Actinopteri; Cypriniformes; Cyprinidae. The record is from RefSeq and is a predicted model, not a curated record. Gene Ontology annotation, cellular component: septin ring; septin complex; microtubule cytoskeleton. Gene Ontology annotation, biological process: cytoskeleton-dependent cytokinesis. The coding region runs from base 143 to 1825 and encodes 560 amino acids. Gene Ontology annotation, molecular function: GTP binding; molecular adaptor activity; GTPase activity.